Molecule: messenger RNA, 1539 nt
Organism: Seminavis robusta
Lineage: Eukaryota; Bacillariophyta; Bacillariophyceae; Naviculales; Naviculaceae
Source: the annotation of a GenBank genome assembly
AUGGAUUGGCCUGCCCAUCCUGUGGACCCCCGGUAUGUCUCCUUUGCAUUGGAUUGGUGGCCUCCCGACAAGGGAUGCGAACCGUACGGAUGGGGAUCGCAUGCCAAUGUGCUGGAUGUCGAUUUGAAGUCACCUCAAUUGAUCGCAUUCACCAAAGCCUUGGGGCCUUCUAUUCUGAGGAUCGGAGGGACCUUGGAGAAGGUCGUCGAGUAUGACAUCCCCGAAGAGGGACUCCACUGUAUCCCGGAGUCUAAAUCGCCAUGCCUGAACACGUCUCGAUGGCGGGAUCUCCAUGAUUUUGCAGUGAAAACGAAUUGCAAGAUUGUCUUUGGCCUCUCCUAUCCCCAAUCGCAAGAUGGGCGGUGGAAUGCUACCCAAGCGACAGCAUUGCUGCGAUACUCACAACGUCAUAAUCUAUCUCGAGCAACGACACUGCAUGCCGUGGAAUUGGGAGAAGAAAUGUCCAGGUUUGCCGUAGGGACUCGAGAUUUCGAUUUAUAUACUGCAGCCUAUCAUGAAUGCGCCAAUCUACUCAAGUCCAUAUGGGAGGACGAACCAGCGGCCAAGCCACUCUUGGUAGGACCCAGCCCCGGUAUGAGAUGGCCUCGUCUUGCAACGUGGUUCCCUGCCUUCUUGAAUGCUACCACGGGUGCUUUGGAAGCGGCAGUCUAUCAUUCCUACAAUCAAAUUGAACCGGGCAAACUCUAUUUGAACUUCACCAUUCCUUCUGGCAAUUUAUCCACUCAACAAGGAUCUUCUCCCGGAGACACUGGAUGGCAAGCUGAGGCUAUGAAUAACUUUGUUCGUAGUCACAACAACCGUCACAAGGAUUCCCCCAACCUCUUUCUUUGGCUGGACGAAUUUGGACCUCACAACCAUGGCGGCGGCACGGGGAACAUAUCGGCCAGCUUUGCGAGCUCUUUCGGGUAUCUAGAUACGCUGGGCUCUCUGGCAAGGUUGAAUCAUUCUAUGCUGGCACGUCAAACGCUGGUUGGAGGGAGGUAUGAAUUGUUGCGAUGCUCUACAGGUCAUGCAGGUCGGUGCAGCUUUGAACCCUAUCCAGACUACUGGGUGGCUCUGCUGUGGCAGAAACUCAUGGGCACCACCGUUUUGGAUGCACCGACUGCGAAACGACUGAGUAGUAGAGGAACAAAUCAUUCCUGGAUUGAACCAUUCCGUUUCCAUGCGCACUGUACGGCAGACCGAGAUGGAGCAGUAACUGUGGCCUUUUCCAAUACGAGCCCAGAGUGGGUCAGCCUGGAUGCUCAAGAGCUGGGACCAACCCGAAUCGAAUACGUGCUUCAAGGCUACCUGAAGGCCAAUGCUCAUGGCAGCGGCUUCAAUACAAGUGUCGUGAAACUCAAUGGAUCAGUAUUACGAGUUGGCAAGGACUCAACGCAUCUCCCACCAUUGAAAGGGCGAACAAGCAGCAACCUACCGGACAGCCCCUUCAUGAUCCCUCCGAUCUCCCUUGGAUUCCUCGUUUUUGCUCAGGCGAUGGCACCUGCUUGCAGCAGCCAUGUCGCGCAAGAAGCCUAG